AUGUCGACAAACCGCCAAAGACCCCCUACACGCAUUACAAGAAACAACCCCGAACCUUCAUCCCAACCACAAACGGCUCGUAAGCGUCAACGCCGCGUUCAAGUAGAUUCUUCGAAUGAACAAGUUUCAGCCACAGCAACCACGAAUCCAAAUGACAACACCUUUUCUGGAAGAGACGAUACCACACCACAAUCAGCUCCCAAUGACUAUGAUCUUGACCUCCCGGAUAUCACAUUGCAAAACUACCAUAAAGUCCAGAAACACUGGCCUCUUGAACGUAUUCAAGAACAGCUGAAAAAACAGACGUCUUCUAACCACCAGAUCAGUGCUGCAGUUCUUGCUGAAGGACAGGCCGUGCUUGGUGCAUUUGAGCAAUCUCUUCACAUGAUCGCUAUGGUAUCAGGUGUCAAUAUUGAUGUAUUGAAACGCUCUUUGGGUUUGUUGGGUGGAACACACGCUGACAACUCUUGGCAUAGAUGGCUAAGCUUUGCAAUUGCAGCCAACAAAAUUGCAAUGCCUGCCCGAGGGGACCCGGCUGCAUCGGACAUUCUAACCAUGCGAAAUCAAGCAAACUCCAAGACAUAUCGAGCCCUCAAAAAGGAUGAAGUUGCUGUGUUCACUGCUGAGGUUUUCUACGCUUUGGGAGGAUACCCCGACUAUUCAGCAAUCUCGAUAUCCGACGAUGCGGAUGUUUUUGGUGACUCCUCAGCGCUUGUUCCUGAGGUCCCAAAGCUUAGUCCUGCCGAUGAAAAUCGAUACCGUCCCCUUUACGAAAAGCUUGUUGAUCAGGACAAGGUGGCCAGGGACCGAGAGCUACAUACCCCUGGAUCGUCAGCGUGUAAAGAGGAGAAGCGAUCUCUCCAAAGUUUCAAGAAGAUAGCACUACAACUCGCACGUGACCAUCAAUUAUUUGGUAUGGAUUAUUAUAUCAUUGCUUGUAGUAACAACAACACCGGCGAAGGAUGGUGUCGGGAGUAUACCAGCAGGGACGAGAUUUCUCAGUGGGUCAAGACGAAGGCUCAAAUGCAACAUGUCUUUCCCCUCUACUGUCAACACGAGUCAACCAUUGAAGAGAUCAAAGCGAAUGCAGCCGCAAACAGUACUUCAGCAAAGAGUAAGAGACCAAAGAAUCAAUCUGAUAUGGAUAAAGCUGAACUUGUUGGCCUAUUGAAUCAACUUCUAAUCGAUGUCCUUGGCGAUCCUGAUAAGGUUUUCCCCAAAAUCCCCAACCCAUUACAAGCCUUGAAGGACCGCAAGAUCCCAGUUACCAUCGAACGCGCCCCAGAUUCCACUAUGACACUAGAAGAAUUCGAAAAGGGUUUCUCAGGCAUGGACACCAAGGCUCGACGUCACUGGAUCAGUGACAUCAAGACUUGUAAGUUUACGGUCAAGAAGGAAGAAAGUCCACCCUCAGCAUCAGUUGCGACCAAUCAAUCUGCUGAAUCGAAUCCCACCACUCGUGAAUCCGAGACUCAAGCUUUGGCAACCCAAUCGCAAGAAGCUCCACCAACUGGAACUCAAGUAGUCACUGAUGCAGGUCAAUGUAACAGUGGGAAUGGAUGCGACGUUGCUUGA
Messenger RNA from Melampsora larici-populina 98AG31, 1575 nucleotides. RefSeq lists its product as uncharacterized. The record is from RefSeq and is a predicted model, not a curated record. NCBI's taxonomy places the organism in Eukaryota, Fungi, Basidiomycota, Pucciniomycetes, Pucciniales, Melampsoraceae. The coding region runs from base 1 to 1575 and encodes 524 amino acids. The transcript is spliced from 5 exons.